This is a messenger RNA of Larimichthys crocea (large yellow croaker), 1099 nucleotides long. RefSeq lists its product as uncharacterized. The coding region runs from base 49 to 1026 and encodes 325 amino acids. The transcript has 2 exons. Gene Ontology annotation, molecular function: nucleic acid binding. The record is from RefSeq and is a predicted model, not a curated record. NCBI's taxonomy places the organism in Eukaryota, Metazoa, Chordata, Actinopteri, Sciaenidae.
UUGCGGUUGUUCAGAAGGAAAGCCCAUUCAGAUCUCAUAGACAUAGCAAUGUUUCUCCAGGAUCAGCUGGACAUAUAUGGCAUGCUCCAUGGAUACAAGAUGAUGCAUUUGAAAUGCAUUCAGGCUGGCUACGUGGUGACUCAAGAGACGAUCAGGAGACUGCUGAAAAUAUUGGAUCCGCAUGGUGUGCAGCUGAGGCACCGGAAUUGCCUUCGGCGGCGUAUGUACCAGAAUCCAGGCCCAAACUUUUUGUGGCAUGUAGACUCAUAUGAUAAACUCAAACCGUACAGGAUCUGCAUCAAUGGUGCAAUAGAUGGGUUUUCACGAAUGGUAAUAUGGCUACAUGCCUACUGUACAAACAGUGAUCCCAGGGUUAUCGCGCAAUGCUUCAUUGAUGAGGUAUCAUCAAGGAAUGGAACUGCUGCCCGAAUUCAUUCGGACCUCGGAACCGAGAACUGUUACAUUGAACAAAUGCAGAUGUUCUUGAGGCACGAUCAUCUGGACAACUUUUCGCACAGAUGUUAUCUGUAUGGAUCAAGCAAUCACAACCAAAGAAUAGAGAACUGGUGGGGCUUUUUAAGGAAGCAACACGCACAGUUCUGGAUGAACCUGUUUCAAGAUUUAAAAGACUCAGACUCCUUUUUUGGUGACUUCCUGGACAAAAGUCUCAUUCAGUUCACAUGUCUUGAAAUAAUAGAGAGAGAACUGCAGGAAGUUGUUCACCUCUGGAACACUCAAAGAAUUCGCCCAUGCAGAAAUGCUGUGUCUCCAGGUGGGCGCCCAGUGAUGAUGUACACCCUACCCCAACUUUUUGGUGCCAGAGAGUACCUGAAAGAGGUAUCCCAACAAAAGAUAGAAGCCUGCAGAGAGGAAUGCCUUCAGAGAGGUCCGUAUUCCUGUGACGAUACAGUGUUUGACAUUUGCUGCCUUGCCAUGGCAGAAAACAGUCUUCAUCCACCCACCUCUCCAGAGGAAGCCAUUGAGCUUUACAUGUUCUUUCGUGCUUACAUACAAGCUCAAAUUUAAUGAUCACAACCUGCUCUACUGGAUCAAAUGACUGGAUGUAAGCCUCCACAUAAGGGUAGAAAAUCUUAUGGAU